UGGUUUCCGGUCAGAAAACCAGGAAGUGAAAUUACUCAUCACAAUACCUUUUGUGACCAAUCUAGUAAAUAACAAACCAAAGCGAUGCCUUGGUUUGGCCAAGGAGGAAAGAAAGGCAAACUGCCUGGCGCAACAGAACUUCAAGUGCAAAGGACAAAGCAAAUUGAAUCCCUUAGAAGAGGAAAUCUGAAUGUGAUUGAAACUCUUCGUGAUGUUGAAUACAGACUUACAAUACAAGCUGCUGGGAACUCCCUUACCUUAAUUAUAAAUUUACCACCACAGUUCCCACAGGAUAAACCUAGUAUUACAGUUCAACCAGCCGUCAGACACCCUUGGGUUGACAGUAACUCCAAAGUUAUAAAUUGUCCAAAUAUCAACAAUUUUUCAGUACAUUCUAGUCUCAAUACAGCUGUACAGGCAGUUGUAGAUGAAUUCAGAUCUAAUCCACCAGCUCUGGUCUCUCAUGUUCAAUAUCCUGUGAAUACGCCAAAUCGAGGCUAUCCCUCCAUGUUUCCGGUAACAACAAAUAUAUUCAGCAUUUAUCCCUCCAUGCCUAGCUACACCUCUCCAGCAUCACCCACAGAAACAACCACGUCCCCUAGUCAGAACGCUACUUCGACUACAGAAACUCAACUUUCCAACUGUGAUACCAGCAUUCCUGAUUUCAGUCAAACUAAUAUUAUGUCUACAUUCCCAGAACUCAAAGAUAAAGGUCGUUUAGAGAUGUUAGAAAUAUUGAAUGAAGAGGAAAAGAUUCUGGAAAUCAUUCAAAAGAUGCCACAGGUUCAGCAAGUAGUACAAGAAAGAGAAAAACAGUCAUGUAAAUGUACAGAAUUAGCCAAAGAGAAUUUAAGCAAAAAGCCUGUGAUAGAAGAUCUGAAACAGCAAGUUAGUGAAAUGAUGCAGGAGUUUGAAUCACUACGCACACAAUUUGAAAGCAAUCAGGAGAAACAGUGUUCACUAAUAGACCAAUUUCAUCCCAGUGUUAUACAAAAUAAUCUCAAAGUUGCCAUUCUUGAGGCAGAGGAGGAGUCAGAAAAGAUUGUUGAAGACUUUUUAGAUAAAAAAAUAGAUAUAGAAGAAUUUACUACACAGUUUCUUGAAAAAAGAGCAUUAUAUCAUACAAGAAGGGCCAAAGAAGAGAAGAUGAAUCAUAUGAGUAUUGACCAAGGAUUUUAAAACAGUCUUUCAUGUGUUCACAUCAUCUAACAUUUCAGUGUGGUGUUUUAGUUUGUUUUUCAUUUGGUAUAACAGCUAUAUUACAAACAUGACAAGAAAUCAAAGCACUGAAAGUAUGGCAAAAGUUUAAAUUAAAAAUGAUGUCAAAUUUGAAGUGAAGUUCAGUCAGACUUUGUUUGAGAUUACAAAUUUUGACAACUUGUAGAUAAACAAAACAUUCUGAUGUUUGUUAAGAAAUGUAAGGUUUUGAGCAUUUGCUUUGGAACCAGCUUGAUGCUCAAUUAAAUAAAUGAUGAAGCUUGAAUUGGUAAAUGCUAUUGUAAUUGGCUAAGUUAGGCUAUCAAGGGCAUUGUAAUUGUUGAGGUUUCAAGACAUGUACAUCAAGGUCUAUUUAAAGAAAUGCCCUAUAUGUAAUAAUAGGCAUACAUUGAAAAUUUUUCUGGGAGAAAAUAUUGCUACAUGUUAGUUGCCUGCUACAUGUUAAUGUACAUUUUUUUGGUCUUACUUAUACAUUAUUAAUGUGUAUGGCUAUACGUGUGUUAAAAUUGCAGUGCUGAAUUUUGACACCGCAGGCGCUUAUUUUAAAUAAGAUUAAAACCUCUUAAUUUUCCCAAACUGUUUUUCUAUGGUUUAAAAGUUUAAAUUAAGAACAGUUAUUUUGUAUUUUUUGCUAGAAACAUAUUCGUUAAAGUAUAUAAUCUUGAUGUUUUUAUGAAAAAUUCGUAUCAAGUUAACUAUAUUUGAGCCGUGCCAUGAGAAAACCAACAUAGUGGGUUUGUGACCAGCAUGGAUCCAGACCAGCCUGCGCAUCCGCGCAGUCUGGUCAGGAUCCAUGCUGUUCGCUUUUAAAGCCUAUUGGAAUUGGAGAAACUGUUAGCGAACAGCAUGGAGCCUGACCAGACUGCGCAGAUGCGCAGGCUGGUCUGGAUCCAUGCUGGUCGCAAAGCCACUCUGUUGGUUUUCUCAUGGCACGGCUCAUUUGUUUUCUUCCAAGUGAGUAUCAAGACUAACUUGACUACAAGUUAUGUGUCUAUAUAUAAGACACCUGGUAGUUAUAAGGUUAUGUGGGUCUUUUCUUGUUUUAAUUACACUCAAACAUCGUUUGCUCGAACUUAACGGGACCGGUAAAAUUUGUUUGAGUUAUCAGUAGUCCGAGCCAUAUUGUAAAUUGGUAAAUAUGCCAAAUGCGUAAUCCACAGAAAAUAAAGUCUUUACUUACUUACAUUGAAAUAUUUAUGUUAUACUGGGAUUUUGCCCGACUGACAUGGAGUUCAAGCAAAGGGCGAUGUUCUAAUUAUCCGAGUUUGAGCAAAACAAAGUUUGACUGUAUUUCGUCUAAAUAAGAUCUGCAGUAUAAGCUGUCUACCAGGUAUAGAGAUUUUUAGGGCAUUAUGAAAAGUUUUAUCUUUAUCGAGCAAAAGGUAAUUGUGGGGUAUUUAUCACGAGGAUUUCAGAAGGGCAAGAAUUCCUGGAUUUUUUAUUUAAGAAUCCAUUGCUUUAAUUUUUGUCAGGGAUUUGAUUUUGUGCAUUGCUCUUACCAUAUAAUCCAGAGAAUAUUUAGCAAUUGGUAAAUUACUGAUAAAUCAUGAUUUGAGCCGCACCAUGAGAAAACCAACAUUGUGCAUCCGUGACCAGCAUGGAUCCAGACCAGCCUGCGCAUCCACGCACUCUGGUCAGGAUCCAUACUGUUCGCUUUCAAAGCCUAUUGGAAUUAGAGAAGCAGUGAGCGAACAGCAUGGAUCCUGACCAGACUGUGUGGAUGCGCAGGCUGGUCUGGAUCCAUGCUGGUUGCAAAUGCACAAUGUUGGUUUUCUCAUGGUACGUCUCAAAUGAUGUAUCACGUUUUUUUGUUGGGGACUAAUAAUGUGGAAUUUUUAAUUACAGCUAUGCUUAAAAUCAAUUUCUAACAAGCAUUGAACUCUAGAUUUAGAAAUCCAGGAAUUCCCUUCUGUUCUGAAAGAACAGUUCUAGCCAAAAUCACAUGUUUUUAUACCCUAAAAUUGAGAUUCACAAUUAUAGUUUGUAUAUUCUGUUCAAAUGUAAUUUACCUUUAAGUUAAAAACACUGUUAAAAAUCUAUCUGAUUUUUAAGCUAAUGUCUUAAUUUUAACAUCAAUAUUUUUUAAUUCAAAAUGGAUCAAAUGCAUUGUACUGUUAAACCUGUAUUAGUGGUAUCCUAUAUUAGCCAGCAGCCUGUUGUUUGUCACCUCCCCGGGACAUUAAAGACCCAGCAGUUUUGUUAUGAACUGAGCUAUGGUUUGCUAUUAUCUAGCCAGUUCUUGAGUGGAUCCUAAUCACAAUUCAGCUGUAUGUGCAGCAAUUCAUUUUUAUUUUCAUUGGGUUUAACAUCACACCAACACAGUUAUAGGUCAAAUGGUGACUUUUCCAGCUUUUGAUGGUGGAGGAGGAUGCCAAGUGCCACUCUGGGCAUUAUUUCAUUAAACCACCCACCUACCGUAAACAAGCUGGAUGGCUUCCUCACUUGAAGAAUUCUAUGCCAAUAGUGAGGCUCGAACCCAUAUUGGUGAGGAGCUAGUCAUAUGAAGUCAGCGACCUUAACCACUCGGCCACGGAGGUCCCCGUUCAGAAAUUCAGUUUGUAUAAAAAGGUAGGUGGGUGUAACCUAUCAUGAAAAGGCAACAAGUUUUCUCAUGAGGAUAAAACUUCAGUACAUAUAUUUUAUGUUUACUAGUUACUUUUAUAGUUUAAUACAGUAUUAACAGGGUCAUUUAAUUUUGGUAGCUGUCUUUAAUAGUAAUCAUAAUAUUAGGCUUCUUUUAAAGAUCAUCUUGGUUUUUGGAUUUUGUUAUUUUACUCUGUGCUAUCCGACCUAUUUGUUUGUUGAUAAUCUAGUAUAAUAGACUAUGGACAUUAGAUAUGUCCUGCAUUUUGUAUAGAUAUUUUUAUGCUAGUACUGAACCUUCUUGUAUGUAAAUUUUGACCAGCUAACACUGUUUCUUUUUAUACGCCCAAAGGGACGUAUUAUGUUUUACCCCGGUGUCCGUCUGUCCGUCCGUUAGCAAUUUUUCAUGUCGGCUCUGUAACUCUUAAACCCCUUGAAGGAUUUCGAAGAAACUUGACACAAAUGUUUACUGCAUCAAGAUGACGUGCAGAGCGCAUGUUUCGGAUGACUUGCUUCAAGGUCAAGGUCACACUCAGGGGUCACAAGUCAUAUGAGUUUGUUUCGUGUCUGCUCUGUAACUCUUGAACUGCUUGAAGGAUUUCAAAGAAACUUGGCACAAGUGUACACCACAUCGAGACAAUGUGCAGAGCGUGUGUUUCGGAUGGCUUGCUUCAAGGUCAAGGAGUCACACAGUCUGUCUGUCCGUCCAUCCAUCUGUAAUUCCUUUCCAGAGACAUAUCUCUGAAAGCUUUCAGUAAAUUUUCAAAUUACUAUAUAUAUAAUAGGACAAGGUCCAAGGCCAAGUACACUCUUGGAGGUCAAAGGUCAGAUUUCUUGUCCAUGUCUUCUCUGUAUCUUAGGAUUUUCAUAAAAGGAUUUUCAUAAAAGGUGUAUCAAUUGUGUACCUCAUCUUGUGCAGAGUGCACAACCCAGGUCACUACAUAUAAGGUCAAGGUCACAUUUGGCUGUCACGGUUCAAAUCAAUCUCAUCGAAAGGACCACCUUUUAUAUUAUUGUACCAAUAUUGUUUAUAUGAAAAUAAUACAUUUUUCUUUCUAUACAAAACACAUAGUAAAGGUAAAUAGAAGGUGAAUAAAACUCAUAGGUGUUCACUAUAAUAUAAUGAGAAUCACUCAUGACCCAGGUUUCUGGGUCAAAGGCCAAGGUCACACUAUGAGGUCAAAGGUCAAAUGACUUAAUUUCUUGUAUGCUCCAUAUCCUUUCAACUUAUAUGUGUAUCUGGAAUAAAUUCCAAUACAGAAUAAUAGAUAGAUAGAAUUUAUUAUGGUAAAAUAGACAUAAAUGUCUGUUUAAAAUUUUGCUAAAUUUAAUCAAGUUGCUUGCUGCAAAUGAAACUUCGGGUUUUUGGUAAACAAGUACAUUUUGAAUGUGUACAGCUGACUUGUGUGAAUAGCCCGCAAUGCUCUAAAUUUUGAAACUCUACAAAUAUAUUCAAUUACAAAUGAAAUUUUAAAAUAUACCUGUAUGGGUACGGGUAUGAAAUCACAACUUAACUUCUUUCUAAUAUUGAUCAAGUUUUAGCUUAGAAAUAACACACAUUUAAAAAUUGUAAUUGAGGGCAUUUUUAGCUUUAGUGUUUGAGGAAUAGGUAGAACUAUUGCACUCUCUCAUUUGUCAGCAUCAGCUUUAGCUUCUUCAUUGGCGCCCUGAUUUGGUUAAGUUAUAGGUACAUGUAUAAGCUGGUAUCUCAGGUAACCUAUUAAUGGGAAUGGCUUGAAACUUUACACACUUUUUCAAUAUGAUGUAAUGACAUGCAGUGUACAGGUUCCAUAACUAUUUUGCAUUUAUACAGAAUAGUCCCCUUUCUUCGACUGAUCAAUUUUAGGUUGUGUUUUUAUAUGUGAGCUGGUACCUCGGUAACCACUUGUGUGAAUGAAAUGAAACUUAAUACACUCUUUCACUGUGAUAAUUUGACAUGCAUAGCAAAGGUUUCACUCUUGAUUUUGCAUUUUUGUAGAGUUAUGCCCCUUUUCCAAUUUAGCAAUUAUUUGGUGUAAUUUGUUAUCAUCAAAGCAUCAUAAGUGGGGAAAGUUCUACGUCUCAAAAUUGUUGCCCCCUUUUUUCUUGUUUAUGUCUGUGUUUUCAUCAUUUAAACUGUAUUUAGUGACAAAGUUUUUGAAUAGUAGAGCGUUGUUGGCCUCCAGCAGCUCUUGUUUGAGAAUACAAUGAUCUAUUGCUUUUAUUUGAGUAAGAAUUAUAUAUAUUACUUUUGUUUAUGAUCUUAUUUUCAAACAUUUUCCUUCUUGCUUUGUAAAAGAACUCCUUUUUGAGUUACAAUUGGGAUUAAAAAGGGGAAUAGAUAAACUAUAAGUUUGUCAUCUAGAGAGUACUAAGGUUGUAAACUUGUUUUAUUUUGUUUAUGAUUAUUGUUAUGUAGAUUGCUAGUCAAAAAUAUCAAAGCACUGGCUUGCCUUUUUCUCCUGUUGUCUUUAAUAAAGUGAUUGAACUAUUUUA
Mercenaria mercenaria is the source of this 6276-nucleotide messenger RNA. RefSeq names its product vacuolar protein sorting-associated protein 37A-like. The transcript is spliced from 11 exons. The record is from RefSeq and is a predicted model, not a curated record. NCBI's taxonomy places the organism in Eukaryota, Metazoa, Mollusca, Bivalvia, Venerida, Veneridae. Gene Ontology annotation, biological process: protein targeting to vacuole; protein targeting to membrane; ubiquitin-dependent protein catabolic process via the multivesicular body sorting pathway. Gene Ontology annotation, cellular component: ESCRT I complex. The coding region runs from base 85 to 1179 and encodes 364 amino acids.